AAAGAGGACAAGCUUGUCCGUCCCCAUAUCCCCCAUUUUAAUCGGACGUAUAGCAACCGAACGUCAUCGCAUUGCUAGCCCCAAUCCAAUUGAGCACCCUACAUCCCCCCUCAUGCAGACAGAGCACAGUACAUUCACAAUACCAUUUGACCUACUAGUAUUUUAUACGUGUACGCGACGAUGAUAUAUAGUCCCGAUGCAGAUAUAGUUUCCGAUCCAUGUAGGGCCAUAGCUCGGUGGCUGUAUUAGACCACGAGCUAGAUCAAGACUUAUCCGACAUCGUUCUAGAUCAGCCAGUUUCGGGUCAACAGUCUAGAAUUCGACAAAAUACUGGGGAACGGAAGCGAAGGGGUCAGAGGGACAUAAUAACGGGUAGGCCCCUCCUUUGAGCUCCCCCUCCUAGUACUUUUAAACUCUCUUUGAACCUUCUCUCCCUCUCCGUUCGUGGUUGUCCUUUGUCUUGCUUCAAUUCCUUCUCGAAGCUGUCAAGAUGAGCUCGACUGCAGUUGAUACUGUCGUGAAGCCUUCCAAGGCAAACAUUGCCGUCUUCACGAAUCCCGCCCACAAGCUAUGGAUCAACGAGGCAGAACCAACAGUAGAGGAUGUGCAGAAGGGAGAGAGCUUGAAACACGGUGAAGUCACUGUUGCUAUCAAGAGCACUGGGAUAUGUGGCUCCGACGUCCACUUCUGGCACGCAGGAUGCAUCGGACCUAUGAUCGUAGAGGGAGAUCAUAUCCUGGGGCACGAAUCUGCUGGCCAGGUUAUCGCGGUGCAUCCGUCAGUGACACAUCUAAAAGUUGGAGAUCGAGUCGCGAUAGAACCGAACAUCAUCUGCAACGAGUGUGAGCCUUGCCUAACGGGCCGUUACAACGGUUGCGAGAAGGUCCUAUUCCUAUCGACACCCCCGGUUCCGGGCCUAUUACGGAGAUACGUAAACCACCCAGCUAUUUGGUGUCACAAGAUUGGAAAUAUGUCAUACGAAAACGGGGCCAUGUUAGAGCCUCUCAGCGUCGCACUGGCUGGUAUGCAAAGAGCCGGUGUUAAUCUAGGUGACCCAGUACUGGUUUGCGGUGCUGGGCCGAUCGGAUUAAUCACAUUGCUCUGCUGUCAAGCUGCUGGCGCUUGCCCUCUAGUCAUUACCGACAUCGACGAAGGGCGACUAAAAUUCGCCAAGGAGAUCUGCCCGUCAGUCAUAACCCACAAAGUAGAGAGGGCGAGUGCCGAAGAUUCGGCUAAGAAGAUCGUAGAAUCUUUCGGUGGCAUCGAACCAUCUCUGGCUAUAGAGUGCACUGGAGUGGAGAGCAGUAUAGCAUCGGCCGUCUGGGCUGUUAAAUUCGGAGGCAAGGUAUUCAUCACCGGUGUCGGGAAGAACGAAAUCAACUUCCCCUUCAUGCGGGCCAGCACCCGAGAAGUUGACGUAGAGUUCCAAUACCGAUACUGCAACACGUGGCCUCGAGCUAUUCGCUUGGUCGAGAAUGGCGUAGUAGACCUCUCAAAGCUUGUUACUCAUCGAUUCAAGCUUGAAGACGCUCUCGACGCCUUCAACACGGCAGCGGACCCUAAGACGGGUGCCAUCAAAGUCCAAAUUCAAAGUCUCGAUUAGCUCAAACUCCACUAUACUCAUAGGAGAGUAUGCGGCAGAGUUAGGAACCAUUAUUAGAGUGAGGGCUCUGGGGCCAAGGUCAAGUGAGUCUUUGGGAAUAGGUAUCUUCUUAGCGUAAUGAUACAUAAACAACGCAGCUAGUGAUACAUAAAUAAAGCAUAAUAAAGACUAUAGAUCAAGCCAGCUGUGAUGAUAUUGGGUGUUCAAUGUGAAAUUUACCAUAGUGAGUAUAAGUGAGUAUAAUGUAAAAAAGAAAAAUGAAGCCAUGAGGUUCAAAAGGUCAAAG
This is a messenger RNA of Daldinia vernicosa, 1889 nucleotides long. RefSeq names its product GroES-like protein. Lineage: Eukaryota; Fungi; Ascomycota; Sordariomycetes; Xylariales; Hypoxylaceae. The transcript has 2 exons. Gene Ontology annotation, molecular function: L-iditol 2-dehydrogenase (NAD+) activity. Gene Ontology annotation, biological process: D-sorbitol catabolic process. The record is from RefSeq and is a predicted model, not a curated record. The coding region runs from base 491 to 1603 and encodes 370 amino acids.